This is a messenger RNA of Fonsecaea erecta, 1497 nucleotides long. RefSeq lists its product as hypothetical. The record is from RefSeq and is a predicted model, not a curated record. The coding region runs from base 1 to 1497 and encodes 498 amino acids. The transcript has a single exon. Lineage: Eukaryota; Fungi; Ascomycota; Eurotiomycetes; Chaetothyriales; Herpotrichiellaceae.
AUGUUCCGGUUUCCCACGAUUUUCCUCGCCAUUCUUGGUUUAACGAGGGCUGUUGCCCUUCCCAGGGAUCUUACGACAGACGCAACAGGAAGAGAUUGGCAGGCAGCGGUGCAGAACAUCAAUGGCAUGAAUUCGAUCCUCACACUCCUUCCCGUCUUGACGGGAAAGGUCCAGAACAUCAAACUUGUUGCCAGCCGUUCGUUCCCUGCGUCGUUUGUGGUGGCUGGAAUUGGUGCAGGCCGGGUUCUGUCCAAGUUGCAGCUGGGCAUCCUGCUGUGGAGUUUCGAGCUCUACCGCAAUACCGUGGCUGAGUUGUCCUACGCCCACGACGAGUACGUGAACCGGUUCAUGCCCAAGCUGCGGCAUGUUCCGUCAGGCACCGCUGAACGGCACACGACGAGCCUCAUCGUCAACCACAAUCCGGCAGAAGCCUACAUGGUCGAGGCGUGGUUCCAAGCUCGAGGGCACGCGUCCACUGUUCGGCUGAAGCAGAACAACUACGUGAGGCUGCUGGUGGGGUCCGUCAUCUAUCUCGCCCUCUACAGUGGUGAGAUCUUUCUGGCCGUUCAGAACGGAGCGAACGGAACUGGCCAGUUGUUGAUCGUCGUGCAAACUAUCUGUGUCUGCCUGUGGCUCGCGGCCGUCGUCAUGAUUCAAAUUGCUCGCGGCCAGGGCAAGGCUGAAGUCCAGCUUAACAGACUGGGAUCUCCCGAGUAUCGUUGUCUCCAGAUUCCCACGGCCGGCGAGCAGGUCACCUGUGUCAUCCUCAGUUUCCACCUCAACAACCUCAGCGGGUUCCAAGUGUACGGGGCGAACUACGAACAGCCAAUCUUGAGGGUAGCAGGUGGCUUGAUCCUCGUCAGUGGUAUCCUCGACCUGGUUUCGACCGUCUUGAUAGUCGGCCUCACGGCGUGGGCAUACCCGUGGAUCGGGUUGGAGGUCGCCAUCAUCCUCACCAAGGUCGUGUUUUGCCUCGAGCCGACCCGCGAAAUAGAGAUUGCCGUCGUUGAUGCGGAUGGCAACGGGCCCAUCCAAGGUGGCUUCGAUCCUCUCCCUCUCCAGAUCCAGCUCGCGGAUCCCUUGGCUUGCGAGAGGGUCACGACCAACCACAACGUCCUCCGCGACACGCACACUGGGCGGGAUUGGCAGUCGACCUCGGCUGGGCUAUGGAUUGGGCAGGAAUACACUGCACCAGACAGCUCCGGUGGCUUCUCGACAAUGUACCUGACUUUGAAUGGGGAGAAAAAACUCAGCUUGACGGCCGACGAGCCAGAGAAGCAGGACAACCAGGCGCUGCAGCGCGAGUUUCUUGCCGCCCUGGCGAGUGUGGUUGAAGCCAAUGCCGUGCCUGGUGAGAAGUUCAUCGCGGCCGUGGAGCAGACGUUGGACAAUAUCAAGCGCACGAUGGCGGCGAAUUGGUUUGCAUUUGGGUCCAAGGAUGUGAUGGACAAGGUCAACCGGGCUCGACGGAAUCGCAGAUGGAGACGGUUUCUGUAG